CAGAUGUCAGCUGUCACAGACGGCUGCUCUCAUAUUUGUUUUUAUUUCUAAAAAUCUUAAUAUUUAUUAAAUAAUAAAAAUAAAUACUAUUGAAUACUUAAUAAGGGUGUUGCAUAUAAAAAAUCGCUUUAACAAGGGAGAACAAAAUUGAAGGAUCACUCAACUUUACCUAAUCUAACCAAUAAAACGUUAAAAAUUAAUUAUGCACAGAAAUUAUUUAUUGUUAGCAAAAUUCAAAAGCAACAUUAAUACCCUUUAUUCAGUGCGAAAUGUUGCUACUAAAAAUGAUUCAAAGCACAAGGGGAAGUAUGAUGUUAUAAUAGCUGGUGGAGGAAUGGUUGGGUGUACCUUGGCUUGUGCUAUGAGUAAAUCACCUAUUCUAUCAAAGUUAAAAGUAUUAUUAUUGGAAGGCAGUCCAAAUAAAAAGUUUGUAUUGAAACCUGAGUAUAGCAAUAGAGUAGUGGCACUUAAUCAAAAUACUAAAACUCUGAUGAACACCUUAAAUGUUUGGGAGCAUGUGGAGGAAAUGAGACUCCAACCAGUUAGGCACAUGCAAGUAUGGGAUGCCAGCUCCGAUGCCAUGAUAACCUUUAGCAGUUCCGACAUGCUUGAUGACGAUGUUGCAUACAUUGUAGAGAAUGAUGUUCUGUUACAUGCGAUUAACACAGUAUUAAAUAAAUCCGCUACAAAUGUAGAUACAGUAUACCAAGCAAAAAUAGAUGACUAUGAACUAUCAAGUGCUGAAAGGAAUGAAACUGCAGUAAUCAUGAACAAUGGAGACAUUUACUCUUGUGAUUUAUUGAUUGGUGCCGAUGGGGCGAAUUCAGCCGUCCGCAACGCUAUGGGAGUGCAAUAUGUUUCGUGGAAGUACGAUCACAUGGGAGUAGUAGCAACCCUUGAAUUGUCAGAGGAAACUGAAAACACGACAGCGUGGCAACGCUUCCUGCCAACGGGGCCCAUUGCGUUGCUUCCACUGGACUCGAGACGAAGCUCCCUCGUCUGGUCCACGUCGCCGGAACAUGCUAAAGAAUUACUUCAGUUGCCAGAAGAAAGUUUUGUCGACGCUCUCAAUGAUGCUUUGUGGAAGCAAUAUCCGAGAAAUAAAGGAGUAGAAGCAUGUACCAGCUGGGUGGGAUCGUUCCUCAAGCGAGUGGGACUCCCGGAUGGGACCGAGAGACAGUUGCCGCCGAGUAUUCGCUCCAUCACGAAGGAUUCUAGAGCCGCAUUCCCACUCGCUUUCGGCCACAGCACGAGAUAUGUGGCACCUGGAGUUGCUCUUAUUGGGGACGCUGCGCAUCGCGUACAUCCUUUGGCUGGUCAAGGCGUUAAUUUAGGUUUUGGUGAUGUUAAGGAUCUUACCCACUUGCUGACUGAAGCAUUAUAUACUGGCUUAGAUAUAACGCACUCUGAUUGGCUGCAAAACUACGAGAGUUCCCGCCAACGCCACAACGUGCCCACUCAACUCGCUGUCGACGCGCUGUACAGAUUAUACGCGUACGAUCUCACGCCGCUCGUGCUCGCUAGGAGUGUGGGCCUACAGAUCACUAAUGCUUUACACCCUGUGAAGAGACUCAUUAUGUCACAUGCUACGACAUAAAAAGGAUCCCCAAAAGACCUGUGCGUUAAUUGUCUGAUAUAAAUAGUUUUUGUUAAUUACACAAAGUCAUUAAAUAUAUUAAGGUUGAAAACAA
This is a messenger RNA of Zerene cesonia (dogface butterfly), 1691 nucleotides long. RefSeq names its product ubiquinone biosynthesis monooxygenase COQ6, mitochondrial (gene Coq6). Lineage: Eukaryota; Metazoa; Arthropoda; Insecta; Lepidoptera; Pieridae. The transcript is spliced from 9 exons. The coding region runs from base 203 to 1597 and encodes 464 amino acids. Gene Ontology annotation, molecular function: FAD binding; 2-octaprenyl-6-methoxyphenol hydroxylase activity; oxidoreductase activity, acting on paired donors, with incorporation or reduction of molecular oxygen, NAD(P)H as one donor, and incorporation of one atom of oxygen. Gene Ontology annotation, cellular component: mitochondrion. The record is from RefSeq and is a predicted model, not a curated record. Gene Ontology annotation, biological process: ubiquinone biosynthetic process.